Vicia villosa (hairy vetch) is the source of this 1614-nucleotide messenger RNA. RefSeq lists its product as uncharacterized. The record is from RefSeq and is a predicted model, not a curated record. Bases 1029 to 1409 code for a protein of 126 amino acids. The transcript has a single exon. Lineage: Eukaryota; Viridiplantae; Streptophyta; Magnoliopsida; Fabales; Fabaceae.
CAAUGUUUGUCCAAGAGCUUGGUGGUGGGUAAUGGUUGAAUUGUAAUUGUGUUCUAUCACCUCUUAUCUAUGCUUGUAAUUUAUGAGUCUGUUCCAUUGUUUCCUAUCAACUAUAAUAUAAUGUUAUAUUUUAUAUGGUUGUGUUUUCUUGCUUGCUUGCUUAAGCAUUUCAUGAUAACAAUUUGUUGAGGUUUUGACUUUUUGGUGUUAAACAAGUUACAAGACAGAGGUUUUUCAGGAGGAAUGCAUUGAUUCUUGUAUUCAAUGUGUGUGUGUGUGAGAGAGAGAGAGAGAGAGAGAGAGAGAGAGAGAAGGAAGGAAGGAAGGAAGGAAGGAAGGAAGGAAAAAGUAGAAAAAUAGAUUUAUUUUAUUAGUAGGUAAUGGUGCAAUCAAUAAUCACCACCCAGCAUCAUAAAGUGGCUCAUUUACCACACAUCACCACAAAUAUGAUAGAUAUGUGAACCAGUCUAAAAUGAUGUCGGCAUAUAAGUGGAUUAUACAUUACUUGCAAAAGUUAAAUUCUUGCAGCUGUGGUAGGAAAGCACUUGGAUGAGUCGGCUGAAAGAGACAGCCAUGUUGCGUUAGAAAUGUAAAUAGUGUUGUUGUGUAGGAAGUUAUCACUUUUUCUUUUCUAAAACCUACUGUAGUAGGUACAAUUCAAUAAUCUGAGUAGGAAAUGGGGCAAAGUGACAUCAAAGAAAAUCAAACUUUUUAUAUGCUUUUAUUUACGGUACUAAUUUGUAAUGUACAUGUAAUUAUUGGCAGUAACAAACAUGUUUAUACAAUUAGUACUGUUUAUAUGAAAAGUCGUGUAUCAUUAAAGGUCAUAAUCAAUAGUUAAUAUAGCUUGAAAAGAUAAACAACAUUAUCUUGCUAUAUAUUAUGUCCUCCUACAACACCAUUCACUCCUUUUAAGGAAAGAAAUCCUGAAACCUCUUUUUGAAUUUUCUACCUGCCAACACAACACUAUCUCUAAUUCUUUGACUUACUAUAUAUCAGUGGUUCCUUAAAGAAAACCAUAAAACUCAAUGGCCUAUGAAGGGAACAGAGGUUCUUCUGUUUUGGAUGGAUUCACUCUGAGUCCUCUACCAUAUCCUGUUCUGUUAAUCUUAGCAGUGAUCUUCAUCUUCCUUGGUAGUUCAUGGUACUUUUCUUAUGAAGAAGCUGUUGAAAAUGCUCAAGAACAAUUGGGUUGGGUUCUAUUUGCCUUGCCAGUGGUUCUUAUACUUAUAGUUUGGUUGUUAUCAUCAAUGGAUGAUUCAGAAUGGUUUUCUGUAUGGGGCAGGCGCAGGACAACCUACCAAACUCCCUCAGAAGGGAGCUCUCCAUGGGGUGUGGCUGCCUUGAUUGUUGUUUUGUUGCUAUUGGUGCACUUUCAAUCUUCUUUUCUUGAUGGUUGGUUUUAUUGAUUUGUAAUCUUUGUUUUACUUGAUUUAGGUUGGUUUGGUUUUAUCUGUUCUGUUUUUGGUUUCUAUUGACUAUUAUUAACUAUGAACUAUGAAUAUGUGAUACAUAUCCUAUAGUCUUGUUUGUAACUAUUUAGAUGAAGAAAGGAAGGUGGUGUCAUGAAUAUGCUUGUCCCUUUGUUAUGAAAUCAUGGAGUUUCUAUUACAA